Molecule: messenger RNA, 2317 nt
Organism: Asterias rubens (European starfish)
Lineage: Eukaryota; Metazoa; Echinodermata; Asteroidea; Forcipulatida; Asteriidae
Product: thiamine transporter 2-like
Exons: 7
Coding region: 170-1813 (547 amino acids)
Biological process (GO): vitamin transport; transmembrane transport
Cellular component (GO): plasma membrane
Molecular function (GO): vitamin transmembrane transporter activity
Source: RefSeq, a predicted model, not a curated record
UUUGCAAGGUGUCAUGUAUUAUUGUUUGUAGUUCAUCCUAUUCCUAUUAAAUAUCAUUCAUUUGGUACUUGGUGUGGAUAAAUUGUGUGUGCAGCGAGGAACCCAACGCCACAAGCAAAAUGAAAUUGCCCUGCUAAGACUUAUUGUAGAAAGGCACCAAGACAGCAGCAUGGUUGAUGUCGUGAGAAGAGGAUGGGCAAACGUGAGUUGCCACUCUUCAGCAUGUGCCUGGUACACCUAUCGACACCCAAAGCGAUGGAUCCUUGCAACAGCGCUUAUCUGUCUCUACGGUUUCUUCAAAGCCAUGAGGCCGUCCGAACCCUUCCUCACCCCGUAUCUCAUCAAGGUGAAGAACAUCAGCGAGGGUGACCUGGACAAUGUGGUGUACCCCUACUGGACCUACUCGUACAUGGUUGCCCUCGUGCCGGUUUUUCUCUUCACCGAUGCGCUGAGGUACAAACCGGUCGUGGUGUUCGAAGGGUUGACUUUCAUCGGGACAUGGGGCAUACUGCUCUGGGGUGAAGGGGUCUUGCAAAUGAUAUUCAUGCAGUUCCUGUAUGGAUUCGCCACUGCCACCGAAAUCGCUUACUACGCCUACAUCUUUGCCGCCGUACCAAGAGAGAAAUUUCAGCAAGUCUCCAGCUACACUCGGAGCGCCAUCCUGACGGGCAAGUUCAUCGCCGGCGCGCUCGGUCAACUUCUCAUCUCGUUGAAAGUGACGUCAUACUACGGACUCAACGUCAUUUCGAUGGUGAGUGUGUUCUGCUCGCUGUUCGUUGCUCUUGCGCUCCCCAACGUCAGACAGACGUUGUAUUUCCACAGAGGAGCGGAGGAGGACAGAGACAAGUCUAGGGAUGCGAAUAGGAUAUCUUCUGAAGAUAGCAAAAGUGAUGACGCACAACAUGCGCAACAGCCAAGAGAGGAGACUGAGAGUGGUUCGAAUCCUCACCAAGAGACAUCAACAAGUUUGGAGAGGUCCAGUGGGCGUUGUUCAAUGUCCUGCCGGGCUUUCCGGGACUGUUGCUGGGUGAAUUUCGCUCCGAUGUGGAGUGAUUUUAAGAAUUGUUACGGGGAUUUUCAUCUGUUGAAGUGGUCACUGUGGUGGGCGUUUGCCACGUGCGGCGACUACCAGGUCGGGAACUAUAUACAGAACUUGUGGGAGAUCAUUUAUAAGAAACCUGGGAACAGCGACUUGGAUACCGAUCUGUACAAUGGGGCCGUUGAAGCCAUCACAACGCUAACGGGAGCUCUUUCUGCCUUCCUGAUUAUGUUUGUACAGAUGGACUGGCGUCUGUUUGGAGAGCUGUUGCUAGGUGUGGUCUCCCUCUUAGACGCUGCCAUCCUUGUUGCCAUGGGAGUGACCGGUAACAUCUGGCUGUGCUACGUCCUCUACAUUGUCUUCCGGUCUUCCUAUCAAUUAGUGAUUACCAUAGCAACGUACCAGAUUGCUAAGUAUCUUGCCGUUGAGCGCUAUGCUCUAGUCUUUGGAUUAAAUAUGUUCAUUGCUAUGGUUCUUGGCUCAAUACUUACCUUCGUUGUGGUGGACUCUAGGACACUGAACACACCUGCAGACACGCAAUUUGUGAUAUACGGAGGCUACUUCUUCGUUCUAGGCUGCGCCUUCUGCUUCAAGGCAGUGUACACCAUCACAGCUUACGGAUGGGGAGCAGCGUGGCGAGCCCGCCGAGAGAUGGGGCGACUCGCAGCGGGGAACCCGCGGCAGGAUCUCCCCGUGGUGCCUGUUGAGGCUGGUGGAGUCUCCACACGGUACAAGCAGUUUCAAAAUGAGAGUGAACACGAUAGUGAUUUGUAACAUUGGAGCGAUGGUAAUAUAUAAUAUUAGCCUUCAAGAAAGACUCUGCUAUGGUAGAAACAUCAGGCCAUAACUGAUGUUUUCAUUUAUACCAUCAAUCCUUGUGGUUGGUAAGUUGUUUGCAAUUACUGGUAAUUCUAUUGUAACAAUUUAAAGGAACGUACAUGUAAUGUCUUGAGUUCUACAAGAGCUGUUGCUUUGAUGCUUGCUUGGUUUAUUGUGUCUCACACGUCUUGCUUAUAUAGUACACAUACAAUGUUAGAUAUAUACUUAACAAUGGGCUACUGUUUCAAGGGUACAAUCACUGCAUGGGGUGGUGGUCUCUAUAUGCAUUUUCAUUAGUUGGAUCAUGAUAUUGGAAUGUGGAUGAGAAACACAUGUCUAUAGAUUGGGUAGCUCUACAGUGUUAGUGUGUAGUGCAAGGAUACUACAGUACAGAAUUGGUAAGAAACAAAAAUUGUGAAGAUCACAGAUUUACAUAAAACUUACAUGGUCAAAUGAUGA